This is a messenger RNA of Hibiscus syriacus, 1318 nucleotides long. Its product is annotated as bifunctional nuclease 1-like. The coding region runs from base 150 to 1145 and encodes 331 amino acids. The transcript is spliced from 11 exons. The record is from RefSeq and is a predicted model, not a curated record. Gene Ontology annotation, molecular function: nuclease activity. Lineage: Eukaryota; Viridiplantae; Streptophyta; Magnoliopsida; Malvales; Malvaceae. Gene Ontology annotation, biological process: protein ubiquitination. Gene Ontology annotation, cellular component: nucleus; VCB complex.
UGCUCUCCAUUUUUUGAAGCUCUGUUUCUCUUUUCUUUUCCUUCUCUUCCCCACCCCCAUUAAUCGUUUUGAAUUUGAUCUUCGAAAAGGCUUCUUCAUAUUACAAGCUUUGUUGUAACUUACAAAGAUCCGUGAUAGAAGAGGUAAAGAUGGUUUCUUUGCAAGGACCGGUGAUUUGCCCUGCCGUUCGUAGCAAGCAAGUUGGUGUCUAUACGUUGCCGUUUAAUGGGCCUUCUCCGAGGGCAAGAUUGCAUGGAAGUGAUUUAUGGGGUUAUAGAGGGAUAACUGACGGAAAGUGUAAGCCGCGUGGCGUUUCCGGUCACCUGAAGCUACGCAAGUGCAACACCACGGUGCAGUGUAUUUUCAGUUCAUCCUCAGAUGGGAAUGGAAGCAUGGCUGAGAAUUUCAAUGAAAACAAUGAAGAUUAUGUUAAUUCCAGUGUGGUUGAGGCUGUUGAGGUGAGGAAUGGAGCUGGUGGAUUUAUGAUCAAAAUGAGGGAUGGUAGUCAUUUAAGGUGUGUCCAUAACUAUCCCCAAGGCGGGCAUAUGCCGGAUUAUGAACCACAUCCUGCCAUCGUUCUGAAGAUGGAAGACGGAACCGGUCUUCUUCUCCCAAUCAUUGUUUUGGAGAUGCCGAGUGCAUUACUCAUGGCAGCAGUGUGUAAUGUUCAAAUCUCUAGACCUACUAUGUAUCAAGUAGUAAAGAACAUGAUUGACAAGAUGGGCUACUCGGUAAAACUUGUCAGAGUUACUAAGAGAGUGCACGAGGCCUAUUUUGCGCAGUUGUAUCUCACCAAGGUGGGUGAUGAGACAGAGUUGGUCACUUUUGAUCUUCGGCCUUCAGAUGCCAUCAACAUUGCUGUGAGAUGCAAGGUACCUAUACAAGUGAACAAGUACUUGGCAUACAAUGAUGGUAUGCGUGCAAUUGAAGCAGGGAAGCUGUCGAUGCAGUCCCCAGCUUCAGGUGACUUAUUAUUCACCGAACUGGAUCGGCCGAGUGGUCAGUAUUGCCUCGAUACGGAGGAGUUCAACAUUGUCUCCGACUUAAACAAGGCUGUUAAUCAGGAGCGCUACAAGGAUGCUGCCGACUUGAGAGACAAACUUGGCGAGUUUCGUGCUCAAAGGAACUUGAAGAAGUAUGCAUAACAGUUGUUGCGUCGACAACUUCAAAUGUAAAUAGGAAUUAUUGUUGGAAGCUGAUAAACUUGGUGGUGGUGACAUGCAACGGCGAAACAAUCAGUUCAGCUAUAUUUAUGGCUUCAUCUGCAAAAUAUGUAUUUAAUGUAAAUCUGUGAAUGUAUAUAUGUACAUAUAAGAAA